Molecule: messenger RNA, 2131 nt
Organism: Yamadazyma tenuis ATCC 10573
Lineage: Eukaryota; Fungi; Ascomycota; Pichiomycetes; Serinales; Debaryomycetaceae
Biological process (GO): transmembrane transport
Cellular component (GO): membrane
Molecular function (GO): transmembrane transporter activity
Source: RefSeq, a predicted model, not a curated record
GUACCACCCAAGCAUUACAAACAAUUCUGCAAAAGCUUGACCACUUGACCCACCCAGCAAUUGGUUCUCGUAAGCUCUAUGUCCCGUUCCGAGCAGCAUCCGUUGCUUGACAAGAGGCGUCCCUCUGUCAAAUUCAGAGAUGUAACGGUCAAUUCAGAAGCCGAUUUGGAGCACACUUUCAAUGAUAUUUAUGAUGCUAUUGCUGACGACAACCUUUUGGACGAUGAAGAGCUCGACGAAGAUGCGAUCUGGCUUCGUGAACAACGUACGUUGAACAAGACGUUGCAUUGGUUGAAAAGGCCAUCGUUAUUCAUCUUGGGAAUCAAUGUGUUUGUGUUUGCCUUUGCAGAUUUGACGGCGGAGAGCACUCGACAAUUGAUUUAUUUCAAAUUGGCCUGUAACAGUUUACUACAAGAAAGUGGAAGCGGACUGUGUGACGCUGCACAGGCCGAAGUGAUGGUAUCUCAUAUGAAGGCGUGUUUUGGAGUGGCUGCUAGUGUUAUCGCUUUGUUGGUGAUGACCAAGGUAGGGUCGUUAUCAGACCAAUACGGGCGUAAAUACUUUAUGGUUGCAGUGGUACUCGAUAUCUUUUUAACAAGAGCCUUAAAGUACUACUUGUUGUCAAGAUAUGACCACUUGAUGUUCAAAUGGUUGGUUUUUCUGGAGGCUCUUGCUAGUAUUACUGGAGGUAUGAUGACGUUUAUGAACUUGGUCAACUGCUAUAUUGCGGAUAUCGCAGACUACCAUGAGCGGAGUUAUUUCUUUGGAGUGGGAAUCUCCUUUUUCUAUGCGGGGGUUUCCUUGGGUCCUGUGAGCUCUUCGUUCUUGAUGGAGUUUACAAAGAAGUUUAGAGCCGCCAGACCACAGGUCAUAGUGGCCGAUGCAACCAUCAAUGCAGUCGAACCCUAUGAGUGGGAUCCGUUGAGGUUGGAAUUGGUUGCGUUUGCCGUUUGUCUGGUGCUUGCUAUCUUUAUGUUACCGGAGUCAAGACCAGAAAAGUCGAGGAGAAGGUCCAGAAGCCUUUCAGUAAUCAGCCGAACCACUGUUGGCGCAGAGGACCAAAAACCACUUAGUUUGCACACCAUUACUUCUAAAGUUGUGGGCUCAAUCACCACCUACUUUAGUCCUUUAAAGCUUCUUUGGAUUCCAGAAGAAUUCAAGCCUGUGAACUACACCGAUGGUAGAUUUUACCGGGAAAGAAUGGCAGUGAUUCUUCUAACCACUUGUGAUUGUUGCUUGACUUGUAUGAGCACAGGGUCGGGGCAGGUGUUUAUGUUAUACGGGAUUUUGAAGUUCAGCUGGAGCGCAGGCACGCUUGGUUAUGUUCUUUCGAUCACGUUUGCGGCCAAGGCCUUCACGUUGAUAAUCUUGGCUCCAUUCUUGAACCAUUUCGUUUACCACAAGGUGUUCCAUUUCAAAGUGAUGAAACGUCAAUUAGACAUGCUUGAUUUUGUUAACAUUACAGUUGGAUUACUGGUUGAUGCGUUGACAUUGUUCUGGUAUCCGUUCAUCAAUACUACGCCAGUAUUUCUUGGUGUACUUGGACUUUCGAGUUUCUCAGCGUUGGCAAGUCCUUCCUUAAACUCAGCUAUUGUCAAAUAUUACCCAGACUCUCAAACCGGGGCACUCUUCUCUGCCAUAUACUUGGUAAAGAACAUUUGUAACAUCACCGUGCCCGUCUUGAUGCUCACCAUCUAUAACUAUUCCAUCACCGAUUGGAAUAAUCCCGGAAUCUUGUUUCAAAUCAUGGCCGCGUGUCUUUUGAUGUUGGUGGGCUUUAUGUUCAUAGUGAAGAGGCUUUUGAACUUGAGUGGUACUUCUUCGGCCGAGGUGCUAACCCGGACCAGCUCGUUCAGUCGGUCUAGAAGUAAUUCAGUUGCCCACUCCCGAAGUGGGUCUAUAAGUUCUGUCAAUGUGACUAUUCCUGCUGCAGGCGCCUCUUCUGAUUAUUUCCAGAGCGCUGAUUCGGGUUCUCGAGCAGAUUCAGAAGGCAGCCCUCAGAAACUUGCUAACCCCAUGAGCAACACCCUUAAGAAAAAUAGCUCUUUUUCUGGAAACGUUUGAAAAUACUUAGUUCAAUCCCUCUAAUUCAAUUCAUUGUGUAUGUCUUAAUUUUAUCCAACCGCGACUG